AUGAUCGUGGUUAGGAAAAUUAACCAUCAGCCACACAAAUAUUUGAUCUCGAGCAUGACUGCUCUCAGGAGGCGAGAUGACUUAGUCCGUUGUUCGAACCCGACCUCUGUCUCUCGAUUUUCUCUGUCUAGGCUUGGACAACCAGACAGCAUCCCAUCCCUCGUGCUUCACUUAGGUGGCAUGGUAGGUAGGCUUGGGCAACCUGGCAGUAUACCAGCCCUCGUGUUUCCUUCGCGUGGCGUGACAGCUAGGCACCCAAAGGAAUCGAAGCUUUUCUCCAAGUUUCCCGGGUCGGUUGUGUUCUCGUCACUCAGCGUUUGUCGUUCACUUGAAAGGUACAAGGGAAAAAAGGCUGUAGCACUGCUCUUUAUGUACUCAACAUGGCGCAAUGGAGCGUGGACAACCGUCGGAGGGAGGUCAUUCCACGCAGCUACUACCCAAAAUGAGAAAAAAUUGUCUAAUAAGUAUGUGCGCUCUGAGCUUGAAAAUCUUCUUACCAUGUCCCCGCCGUGUGUUUGCUGGGUUAAUGGUGAAAACCUGCUUGCCAAGCUUUGUUCAAACAGGGCACAAUUAGGAAUUAGGUUCCCUCGGAGGCGACGAUACUCUAGGGAAAAUAGGUCAAGCACCGCGGGACGCGUUUCGUGGUCCACGGAUUGCCGGCAGGCAACAGUUUUCGUAGCAGCUCGUUGGACACGCUCACUGAGUGUGAUGUCUUUUGUUCGUCCUGAUUAG
Messenger RNA from Opisthorchis viverrini, 732 nucleotides. RefSeq lists its product as hypothetical. The record is from RefSeq and is a predicted model, not a curated record. The coding region runs from base 1 to 732 and encodes 243 amino acids. NCBI's taxonomy places the organism in Eukaryota, Metazoa, Platyhelminthes, Trematoda, Opisthorchiida, Opisthorchiidae. The transcript is spliced from 4 exons.